CGCGCCUGCCUCUUCUUCUUCACACCACCGAAGAACCGGCAGCAAAAGGAGGCGGGGGCUGUCGCACUCGGUAGGCAGGUCAGCCGAAAUGGGAGGGCGCGGGAGAAGGAGAGGCGACGCAAAACGUUCUGGGGUGAAGCAGCAGCCCGGCCCCGGACUGAGGGAAGAGCGGCAGGACCUCUGAGAGUGCCUUGCCUUGCCCUCUAGCUUCGCAUUUCACUGCUCGAGUAAGCCGCGAGAGAGGAACCGGCGCCGGGCACAUCUCCUCCAAAGGUCUCGGCUUCUCGGGCAGCCGGGGCAGCCAGCCUCCCAGCGACAGAGGAACCGGGCGGCUUCUCAAGAGCGCAUCUCUCGGCAGGCCUAAGACGCGCGUACUUGCGCGGGAGCCCGGCUCGGCUCUGGUCUCUGGCAAGCGCCUCGCCCACCCGCCGGCAUGGACAGCAAGCGCUGCUUCCCCAACCGCUUCGACGACUACAAGGGCAGCCUGCUGGCCGGGCAGUGCAAGGAGGCGGUGAUGCCCUUGGUGGCGGCCACCAUCGACCGCAUCCUCAAGGAGGUGCCCGAGCUGGGCGGCCACGAGGCGGCGAGCGGCCUGGGCGGCUGCCAGGGCAGCCUGUACGGCGGCGUGGCCGGCGUGGCCUACAUGCUUUACCACGUCGCGCAGUGCCCGCUCUUCGCCCCGGAGCGGGAGUCUUACCUGCGGGCGGCCAAGCGGCUGGUGGACGCCUGCGUGCGCUACGAGGAGGACUGGGGCGAAGCCGACGCCGACACCCGCGCCGCCUUCCUGCUCGGCGGCGCCGGCGUCUACGCCGUGGCCACGCUGGUCUACCAGGCGCUGGGGCUGCCGGACUGGGCCCGGUCGCUGGGCAAGUUUCGCGCGCUGUGCGACCUGUGCGUCCCUCUCACCUUCCUCGAGUGCGGCUCCGACGAGCUCUUCGUGGGCCGCGCCGGCUACCUGUGCGCCGCCCUGGUGCUGAAGCAGAAGCUGGGCAUGGAGAUGCAUCAGGCAACUGGAGAAAACGUGGGCUACAGUCCAUUAAAUCUUAUCUCCAGUAAUUGUCAGCUGCGAGACUGGGCUGCCCAUGGACUUUCAUCCAUUCUACAGAUGCUGCUAUCCUAUUAUGAAUAUCUCUCGCCUGCUGAUCAGGAUCUAGUAUGGCAGAGCGUUGACUUUCUCAUGGAUCAAGAGCAGAAUUGCAACUGGCCUCCAGAACUAGGAGAGAUGAUUGAACGGGAGAAUGAACUUGUUCACUGGUGUCAUGGAGCUCCAGGCAUUGCAUACAUGUUUGCAAAGGCAUACCUAGUUUCCAAGAAGCCUCAGUAUCUGGAUAGUUGUAUCCGUUGUGGAGAGCUGACUUGGGAGAAGGGACUACUGAAGAAAGGGCCUGGAAUAUGUCAUGGUGUGGCUGGCAGUGCGUAUGUGUUUCUGCUCCUCUACAGGCUAACAGGAAAUUCUAAAUACAUGUACAGAGCACAAAGGUUUGCAGAGUUCUUGUUUACAGAAGAAUUUAAGGCUGGUUCCAGAGCACUGGAAAGCAUUUACAGUCUGUUCGAAGGCUUCUCAGGAACAGUGUGUUUCCUUGUUGAUUUGCUGCAACCCAACCAGGCCGAGUUCCCUCUCUACAGUGUCUUUGUGUAAAAUGGAACAUGCUCCAAUGCUGUGUCAGGACAACCAUUCCAGAGGCAUAAUUUCAGUUCAAUAUCAAGGAAGGCUAUGCUAAAAUAACGCACCCAUUUCAAAACUGGCAUUAAUCAGGGAGCCUUAAUGUUGUGGGGAGGCAGGGUGGGGGUGGAGAAAAAUAGGUGAACAUUUUCUCUGUACACACAUAUAUACUGUAUAUGCCAGGAUUUUGGAAAAGGGGAAUGUGAUUUCUAAUAAUUGGUUGCAAUUUUAAACAGCAAAGAAAAGACUCUCUUUUUUCCCAAAACCAAAAGGAAAAAGCAAUUUAGCUGAACCAAGAAAAUAUAAAAUCAUUAUAUGAAAUACAAAAUCAUUGUCUUGUAUCAAUAGCAUCUUUGUCUUUGAGAGAGUGAAUUCACUGAAGGGACAAAAAUGAACAUUUGCAGGUGGGGAACAAAAUAUUAAGUUUAUUCAUUUUUAAAAGGUACACACACAGAUAAGCGCUUUGCUAAAUUAUUUUGAGAGGGCAAGCAAUCUAGGUGUGGAGUAUGAAACAACUUUGAGACACAAUGUAGAAACAAAUUUCAGUGGGCCUAAUAAAAGGCCAAGAGCGGGUAGCUUCUCAGGUCUUUGGAUGCUGUGGCCUGCAAUUCACAUUGCUCCUUACCACUGGCCUUGUUUGUUGGCUGGAACUCAUGGGAAAUGUAGGCCAAAGCAUCUGGCAAGCCAAAGGUUCCUCAGCUCUGUACUAUUGCUAUUAAUGCAUUUGGGGAACAACUCCUUAUUAGAAGCACCUGAACCUUACAGUUUUCAUUGGCAUAUAUGCACACCAUUAAAAUGUGCAAAAAAGCAUUGUGGUUGUCAGUAUGUGAAAUGGGCCUUUGUAAAGUUGCAAAUAAUUUCUGUGAACUCAAAUCCCCUGCCCCCAUUUUUUUUAUAUGCCUAAUGUUGUGGCGGCAGAUGCUACACCAUUUGUGAGUUACUUUAGAAAAAGAAUUAGGUACAGUUAUAGCUCCAAACUAUAAAGAUAAAAUCACCAUGUUGAAUUAUUUCCACAAUUGGUUCAUCAAAGAAGAGAACACAAAAAUAACAUGAGAGACCAAGGUUACUAAAUGGUCCAAUGAAAACAUGGAUAAUUAUAUUUUUCACAUUACAUAAAAUAAUACAGAAGCAUAUAUGCAGCAACGAUACAAUGCUAAUAAUAUUAAUAUGUACGGUAAUAUUUAUACUGGCUUGUCUAAAAUCAUACCAGAAAUGUAUGCUAUUUGCCACUGAGGAGUAGUUAAGCCAAAACUGGAAGGCAUUACAAGUAAGCAUUGCUUUAUACGUAUAAAUAUAGUAAACAAACUAGUAAAAAAAAUGUAGUAAUUAGAUGCAAACUCUUCUAUUGAACAAAAUAAUGCUUUCAACAGUAGCAAGUAAGGAAAUGUAUUAUUAUUUUAAGUGAAAUUUGUGGCUUAGUGCGAGGACUGUUUUAGUAUGAUUAAAAUAGACCUGGAUCUUUUUUUAACUCCCUCCCUGAUUUCCACUCACUAGCUGAGUUGCUUUUUCCUCUCGUUUCAUUUUGAUCCUGAAAUUAACUUCCACAGACACAUCCCAUAGAUUCAGAUUCCAACUUUCUACACUCAGGACUAGAGAUGGGGGUAUUUGUAUUCAUAUAUGAAUACGAAUACCCCCCAUU
Pogona vitticeps (central bearded dragon) is the source of this 3302-nucleotide messenger RNA. The record is from RefSeq and is a predicted model, not a curated record. NCBI's taxonomy places the organism in Eukaryota, Metazoa, Chordata, Lepidosauria, Squamata, Agamidae.